Messenger RNA from Panicum virgatum (switchgrass), 1782 nucleotides. Its product is annotated as putative pentatricopeptide repeat-containing protein At5g08490. Gene Ontology annotation, biological process: RNA modification. The transcript has 4 exons. Gene Ontology annotation, molecular function: protein binding; RNA binding. Bases 1 to 1782 code for a protein of 593 amino acids. NCBI's taxonomy places the organism in Eukaryota, Viridiplantae, Streptophyta, Magnoliopsida, Poales, Poaceae. The record is from RefSeq and is a predicted model, not a curated record.
AUGCGCGCGCACUGUUCCCGCUUCAGCCGCACAAGCUAUGCAGCCGCCUCAACCCACGCUUCUUCCGGCAAGACGGCGCAACGCGCGCUCCACUCGGCGGCGGCCGCUCCCGAUCGCCGCGCGCCGCCCGGGCUCGGUGUGCCCGCCGCGCAACACCUUGGGUGUACGCUCGAGCUCGCCGCGGCGAUCAGGUCGGCCUCUGCGGUCCCCGACGGCGCCCGCGGCGGCGGCAGCGCCCUCGGGAGGUGCCUCCACGGGAUCGCCGUGAAGGCCGGGCGCGUGGCGAGCAGCGCGGCGGUGGCGAAGGCGGUCAUGGACAUGUACGGGCGGUCGGGGGCCCUCGCGGACGCCCGCCUGGUGUUCGACGAAAUUGCGCGCCCCGAUGCGGUGUGCUGGAACAUCCUCAUCACCGCGUCCUCUCGCGGCGGGCACUUCGACGACGCGGUCGGUCUGUUCCGGUCGAUGCUCGCUUGCGGUGCGGUGCAGAGCAUGCCGACCGCGGUGACAGUGGCUGUGGUUGUUCCGGCAUGCGCCAAGUGGAGGCGUUUGCAGACUGGCAGGAGCGUCCAUGGCCAGUGUGACAGGUUUGAUGAUGCUUUCCGUGCUUUCACGGCUAUUCUGAACAAAGAUUUAAUAUCAUGGAAUGCAAUUCUGUCUGCUUGUGCUAACAGUGAACAGCAUAUUGAGGGGUUCUUUGGACUGUUGGGUGAAAUGUGCCAUCAGUGGGACUCAGUCACAGUCUUGAAUGUUAUACGCAUGAGUGCCUUCUGUGGGAUUAACAUGGAUGCAAAUAUAUUUUUCAGAAACCUUGCUGGGCGGAACAUUGUAACUGACAAUAUAAUGAUUUCUUGCUACAUGAAGAAUAACUGUAUAGAGGAUGCCGAGUCUGAAGGAUUGAAACCUGAUAUUGUCAGCAUUACAGGGGUUCUUGAGGCUUGCAUCCAUUUGUGUUCUGUACAGCUUGUGAGACAAUGCCAUACCUACAUGCUCAGAGCAUCCCUAGAAGACAUCCAUCUUGAAGGGGCUCUUCUUGAUGCGUACUCGAAGUGCGGCAACAUAACCAAUGCAUACAACAUCUUUCAAGUCAGCCCAAAAAAGGACCUUGUCACAUUCACUGCCAUGAUUGGAUGUUAUGCGAUGCAUGGAAUGGCAGAAGAGGCAGUAGAGCUGUUCUCUAAAAUGCUUAAACUUGGCAUUAGGCCAGAUCAUGUAGUUCUCACCACACUACUGUCAGCAUGCAGUCAUGCUGGGCUGGUUGAUGCAGGAAUAAAGAUUUUCAAGUCCAUCAGAGAUAUUCACAGAAUUGAACCUACAGCUGAACACUAUGCAUGUAUGGUUGAUCUUCUUGCCCGUAGAGGACAUCUCCAAGAUGCAUAUAUGUUUGCCUUGGAUAUGCCCCCUCACGCAGUCAAUGCAAAUGCAUGGGGCUCCCUUCUAGGGGCAUGCAAAGUCCAUGGAGAAAUCGAACUUGGCCAGCUUGCAGCUGAUCACUUGUUCACUAUGGAGGGUGAGAACAUAGGGAACUACGUCAUUAUGUCAAACAUCUAUGCAGCUGAUGAGAAAUGGGAUGGCGUUGAGCAUGUCAGGAAACUUAUGAAGUCCAAGGAUAUGAAGAAACCUGCAGGAUGCAGCUGGAUUGAGGUUGAGAAGACCAGGCAUUUAUUCAUAGCCAGUGAUGUUAAGCACCAAGAUAGGUCUUGUAUUUAUGAUAUGUUAGGAAGUUUGUACCAGCAGAUCAAAGAUACCCAGACACAGAACAUGACGAUGACACAAUCUAUGUGA